AUGAGAUCUACCGUGAGGGUAUGGAGACUUGCUCUGCAGGCGCAGUACCGGCCAUUUUCCACCUCGCCUCGAAGACUGGACAACUAUGCCUUCAUUGGCUUGGGCCAGAUGGGGUACCAGAUGGCUCGUAACCUGCAAGCCAAGCUGCCGCCGAGCGACACCGUCCGGUUGUUCGACAUCAACAAAGCCGCAGCGGACAAGCUGCUGCAGGAGGUGAAGGAUGCGCAAGCUGGCGGAGCAGCUGUAGACGUGCUCGGGAGCGCUGCGGAUGCUGCAAGAGAAGCGGACGUAGUAAUCACGUGCCUUCCGGAGCCCCAGCACGUCAAGUCGACGUAUGAGGCCAUUCUGCAAGGGGGGCUUCCAGCUCUUCCAAGCCCACGGCUCUUUAUAGACUGCUCGACCAUCGACCCGUCCUCUUCACGGGAAGUUGCAUCGGCCGUCUCAUCAGCGCUUCCCAAUGGCCAAGGAAACUUUGUCGAUGCUCCUAUGUCUGGUGGAGUAGUUGGGGCUAAAGCUGGGACAUUGACGUUCAUGCUCGGGGCCCCCGACUCCCUCGUCAGCCGUAUAGAGCCUAUCCUUCUCCGGAUGGGCAAGCGGGUGUUGCACUGCGGCCCGCAAGGGGCGGGCUUGUCGGCCAAGCUGGCCAACAACUACCUCCUCGCGAUUGAGAAUAUCGCGACAGCAGAGGCCAUGAAUCUCGGUGUGAAGUGGGGUCUGGAUCCAAAAGUCCUUGCCAGCGUGAUCAAUGUGAGCACGGGCAAGUGCUGGCCUAGCGAGGUCAACAACCCCGUGCCGGGCGUCGUGGAAGCGGCGCCUGCAAGUCGGGAUUACCAAGGAGGGUUCGGCAUUGGUCUGAUGCGGAAGGACUUGAGGCUCGCCAUGCUCGCUGCUAGAGAGGCUGGUGCGAAGCUUCCUCUGGCGGAUAAGGCAUCAGAAAUAUAUGAGAAUGCAGAGGCGGAAGAGAGGUGCAAAGGGCGUGAUUUCUCGGUUGUUUACCGGUGGCUAGGAGGCAAGGAGUAG
Canariomyces notabilis is the source of this 1020-nucleotide messenger RNA. Its product is annotated as 3-hydroxyisobutyrate dehydrogenase. The coding region runs from base 1 to 1020 and encodes 339 amino acids. The record is from RefSeq and is a predicted model, not a curated record. The transcript is spliced from 3 exons. Gene Ontology annotation, biological process: L-valine catabolic process. Gene Ontology annotation, cellular component: mitochondrion. Gene Ontology annotation, molecular function: 3-hydroxyisobutyrate dehydrogenase activity; NADP binding; NAD binding. Lineage: Eukaryota; Fungi; Ascomycota; Sordariomycetes; Sordariales; Chaetomiaceae.